AAGUGCUCGGUGAAAAUGAAGAGUUUUUAGAAGUGGAAAGACUUUCUCUGAAGAUUGGAAACCGUUAGAGCAGCUAAAUUAUGAUGAAUGCAGGAUGGAUUUGUGGAUUACUGUGCGCCGGCAUGUUUGUGGGUGUUAUUGCCGAUUGGAACUUUUUCAAGUGCUUCGAGACUCCGAGGAGAUGUCCUAAUGAGAACGUGACGUUUUGGCUGUAUACGAGAGCCACUGCCAAAAACCCUACCCAGUUGAACAUGUUCGAACCAGAAACGAUAGCCAGUGCCCCGUUUGUCGCGAAUCGUCCCCUGAUUGUGCUGAUUCAUGGCUACACAGGUCACAAAGACUACGCCCCAAAUACUUCCAUCCGACCGGCUUAUUUGGCCCAUGAUGAUUACAAUAUCGUCACGCUAGAUUACAACCCUUUGGUAUUGGAACCAUGUUACUACCAGGCGGUCCGAAAUUUGGCCGUCGUUGCCAAUUGCACGGCUCAGUUGCUGGAUUUCAUGAUCGCCAGAAAAAUGUUCACUUUAGAUGACAUCCACGUGAUAGGAUUCAGUUUAGGAGGACAAACAUCCGGCAUGAUUGCCAACUACAUCAAGGCGGGCAAGUUGCGUCGGAUAACCGGGCUGGAUCCGGCUAAACCAUUAUUCGUGACGGCCCCCAACGAGUACAAGCUGGAUCAAUCGGAUGCCGAGUUCGUUCAGGUGAUUCAUACGGACGUGUUUGCCCGUGGAAUUCUACAUCCGAGUGGACAUGUGGAUUUCUACGUGAACGGUGGAUACGAACAACCGGGAUGUAGCUCCCAAACGGCGAUGACUCCUGGCGAGUGCAACCACAAUCGAGCACCGGAAUAUUACGCAGAAUCGAUUGCUUCCACGAAAGGCUUUUGGGGCUACCGAUGUGCCCACUGGUAUCUCUACAUGUUGGGAUUAUGUGCAAAGACGAGCAACAGUCAGCUGGCAAUAAUGGGAGCGUAUACACCCAAAGAGACUCGUGGAUUGUACUUCUUAAAUUGCAACAGUGAAUCGCCAUUCGCCCAAGGACAAGACUAUACCCUGAAGGAUCAGCUCCCUGUUCCAUACUUUUAG
Molecule: messenger RNA, 1085 nt
Organism: Uranotaenia lowii
Lineage: Eukaryota; Metazoa; Arthropoda; Insecta; Diptera; Culicidae
Product: pancreatic lipase-related protein 2
Exons: 3
Coding region: 81-1085 (334 amino acids)
Biological process (GO): lipid metabolic process
Molecular function (GO): lipase activity
Source: RefSeq, a predicted model, not a curated record